Messenger RNA from Didymodactylos carnosus, 1206 nucleotides. NCBI's taxonomy places the organism in Eukaryota, Metazoa, Rotifera, Eurotatoria, Philodinida, Philodinidae. The record is from the annotation of a GenBank genome assembly.
ACUGUUUAAAGAUGAGAAAAGUUACAUCACGUUGGGUUGCUCACAAACUCAGUGAUGAACAAAAGCAACAACGACUUACGAGGGAGGUCCACCAACUUAUAAAUCGUUUUCCAGUCAAAAUCUAAUUCACUAUAGGUAAUCAACCAUGCUGAUUCCGAAUAUCACCAUGACUGCUGUUGCUAGAUCUUCAAAGAUCGGUUUUCUGGAAAACCAGUUUUUCAGAAACUUUAAAAAAUAACCAAAACCUUUUCUUAAUGCUGCAUGAUUGUAGCCCGCACAUUUCUGAUUAAAAUGAGACGUCCAGCUCUACACAAUCUUUCUUUGCAAAGUUAUAGAAUUUGCAAGAAAAGCCCUGAAUGUUCGUUGUCAGCUCAAAGCUACAGAAAUAAGAAGAAAUUAAUGUAGGGCUUUCUUGUAAAUUCUAUAACUUUGCAAAGAAAGGUCAUGUAGAGCUGGGAGAGGUCUCAUUUUAAUCAGAAAUUUUGGGACUACAAUCAUGCAUUAUUAAGAAAAGGUUUUGGCUAUUUUUUAAAGUUUCUAAAAAACUGGUUUUCCAGAAAACCGAUCUUUGAAGAUCUAGCAGCAGCAGUCAUGGUGAUAUUCGGAAUCAGCAUGGUUGAUUACCUAUAGUGAGUUAGAUUUUGACUGGAAAACGAUUUAUAAGUUGGUGGACCUCCCUCGUCAGAGUCUGUCGUCAAAAUCUAGCAAAAUUUCAGACUGGGAAAUGGAGAUUAUCUGAUGUCAUUACUGAUGAUGAGACAUGGAUUUAUCAUAGACAGAUUGGUCGAAAAGUCAAGUAAUGCUACAUGGAUUAGCGAAAAUGAACCACCAAGGACCAUUGUUCGUCGAAAUAGAUCUGAGCCCAAAACAUUGUUUUGUUUAUUCUUUAAAUCAAAUGGUCCUGUUCUUAUACACAAAAUUGAUAAAGGCAAGACUGUCGAUCACAACUAUUACACUGAAAAUUGUCUCAAACCUGUUAUUAAUGAAAUACGAAAACAAGAAAAAUCAUCACGUACAAAAUGCAUCAAAUUGCUUCACGAUAUUGGUCGUCCUCAUAUUCAUCGGGAUGUUAUUGACUAUUUAGCAGAAGAAGAUAUUGAAAUAAUACCACAUCCACCAUACUACCUGAUCUUGCACCCUGUGCCUUUUGGCUCAAUGAUUACAUCAAGAUUAACUUGGCUGACCAAGAAAACGAAGAAUCACUAG